Podospora bellae-mahoneyi is the source of this 2327-nucleotide messenger RNA. RefSeq lists its product as uncharacterized. The coding region runs from base 177 to 2177 and encodes 666 amino acids. Gene Ontology annotation, biological process: proteolysis. Gene Ontology annotation, molecular function: aspartic-type endopeptidase activity. The record is from RefSeq and is a predicted model, not a curated record. The transcript is spliced from 4 exons. Gene Ontology annotation, cellular component: fungal-type vacuole. Lineage: Eukaryota; Fungi; Ascomycota; Sordariomycetes; Sordariales; Podosporaceae.
AAAGAAGUCGUCAGCGAUCAUCAAGGGUAGAAGGCGAAAAAGUAGUGCGCCCACGAGAAUUUCGGCGAGAUGUUAUUGUUUGCUACCCUCACAGAUAUGACAACUUGACCUGGCCCUUUUACAAAGGGAAAAUGAACGACCUUUAGUACGCUAUUCUGUGUUCAUAUAAUUUCAAAAUGCGCCCCUCAAAAGGCCUAUUUGCAGGUGCCUUCUUGAUUGACAAGACAGCUGCGCAAAACGACAAGCCAGGCCCUCUUGUAAUUCCUGGUAGUCAGUACUUCGAAGGUAACGAUGGCCCAUGGAGCACAUUCGAUAUCCGGGUCGGCACACCGGAGCAGUUCAUCAGGGUGCUCCCUUCAACAGCAUCACCCCAUACACUAGUGCCACUAACAGAACUUGCCUGCUCACGAGAGGCAUUUGGCACCAUACCUCCCGACUGCGCCGUUUCAAGAGGCAACUUGUUUGACCCCAACGAGUCCUCGACCUGGCAAGACAUAGGCCAAUACGGGAUCAACCAUGACGGCGUUGGACUUGGGGCGCAUCUUGGGUACGAUGUGGGAGUUCAGUUUGGGCUGGAAAAGUUGGGACUGGGGCUCAACGGGCCUGAGUUUGACGAUCAGACAGUGGGCAUGAUAGCUGCUCCAGAGCCGUUUUAUCUGGGCAUCUUUGGUCUCAGCAAUCAGCCCAUGAAUUUCACUUCCUUGGCCAACACCUCAUCGCCAUCCUUCUUGACGACCCUGAAAGACCAAAAGAAAAUUCCAAGUCUCAGCUACAGCUACACAGCCGGGGCGAAAUACCGGCUGAAACAGGUCUACGGUCAAUUAGUGUUCUCCGGAUAUGACACGUCUCGAUUCAGGGAGAAUUCGGUGUCGUUUUCUUUGGCAGAAGACAUCACCCGAGAUCUGGUGGUUGUGGUCCAGUCCAUCAGCUACAGCGGAUCCAACUCUGCCACCCUCCUUAACGAACCCAUCGAGAUGUUCAUCGACUCGACAGACCCCAACAUCUGGCUGCCAGAAGAAGCUUGUGAAGCGUUUGAGGAAGCGUUUGGACUGCAACUCGAUGAGGAAUCAGGUUUGUAUCUUGUGAACGACACACACAGAAACAGACUCCUCGACUCGGACGCACAAGUCUCUUUCAGACUUUCUGAUGUCAGGUCGGGCGGAGACACCGUAACCAUUGUCCUCCCCUAUGCCGCGUUUGACCUGACAGCCGAGGCUCCUCUGGUAGCCAACACCAGCCACUACUUCCCCUUGCGACGAGCCAACAGCUCCUCGCAGUACACACUCGGCCGAACAUUCCUACAAGAAGCCUACCUCUCCGUAGACUACGAACGCAAAGCCUUCAACCUCUCCUCCUGCAUCUGGAACCAAGGCGCCCAAGAAACCAUCAUCCCCAUCACCUCCCCCGACGACCCAAACGCCGACCUCGACCCAUCCAGCAACUCCUCCUCAGGCAGCUCCAACCUCAGCACCGGCGCCAUAGCCGGCAUCGUCGUUGGCGCCGUCCUCGGCGCCGGCCUCAUCGCAGGCGGCAUAGCGCUUUGCUUCCUCCGCAAACGUAGAAAAUGGAUCGGAUCAACCUACGCAGCCAAGGAGCCCGAGCCGGACGAGUCAGUCCUCAAGGGACCCGUCUUCAACUCGCCCUCCUUCAGGCACGCGUCAGAGUCGACGAUGCAGAACGGAUCCAGCUCGGUGCCCUUUUCAGCAGCGGACGUGUCCGGCGCGAAGUCAACGCCUACGACGAUGGGCCACUCGCAUUCAGGGUCGGGGCCGAGUCCGGGCAUGGUGACGGGGGUGUCCGCCAAUGAGACUGGGACGUCGGGUGGCACUGUGGAGUUGGAUGGGGAUGGUACGGCGGUCAAGCCUAACACGGAGCUUGACGGGAAGGAGGUGCAGAAGCCGCUGCCGGCUGUGGCAGAGAACCCGCCGGGUGUGUUUGAGCUUCCUGGGGUCAAGGCUGGGGCGGACAGCGGGAGUAAAGCGAUGGAACCGCAGCAGGAGCAGCAUCGGGCACCUUCAACGGUUGGGUCUUUGCCGUCGGUCGAUGAAGGAAGAGAUAGAACCCCUUCACCACUAACGUCUACUGUCGGACCCAACUGGAGGCCUGGGAGGGUGAGCAUGAUGGAACCGGUGUCGCCUGACACACCUGUUGGGAGACCUUCGGAUCGGCCAUUUUAGGUUUUGGUCUUGCUAGACGGAAUACAUGCUCGGAAACAGCAGCCAUAUGACACUCUUUUCUGUAAAAAUAAGCGUAAUAAUGAUGAAACAUAGCCCCUAUCAACCAGCAACCUCUUCCACUUUCGUCUUCCUAUCCUCCCCCACCACCCC